Molecule: messenger RNA, 1695 nt
Organism: Scleropages formosus (Asian bonytongue)
Lineage: Eukaryota; Metazoa; Chordata; Actinopteri; Osteoglossiformes; Osteoglossidae
Product: plexin-B2-like
Exons: 5
Coding region: 145-1674 (509 amino acids)
Biological process (GO): positive regulation of axonogenesis; regulation of cell migration; negative regulation of cell adhesion
Cellular component (GO): plasma membrane; semaphorin receptor complex
Molecular function (GO): semaphorin receptor activity; protein binding
Source: RefSeq, a predicted model, not a curated record
CAGGUCGCGCUGCCUCUCUUACGCACGUGAACGCUGCAGAUCCGCUAGAGUUUGUGAAGCACACACAGCCGCUGCGUUCACAUUCCUCAAAUCCCAGCGCGUGAGUCCGGCGUCGGGCCGCUGCAGUGUGUGCUAGAUUGUGAAAUGGCGUGGUGGACUCUGGCAGUUCUGCUGCUGUCUCUCUCCAUAGCCUGCUGUGCGGAAUCCAUCCAGGAGUUCACAUCCAGCACCCUCAUCAAUAACGUGGUGCAGGACCCCCUCACAGGCCGCAUCUAUGUGGGAGCCAUCAAGGCCAUCUACCAAUUGGACUCCUUGCUCAAGCAGGAGAAGAAAGUAGAGACUGGUCCCAAGAGGGACAGCCGCCACUGCACACCCCCCAUCCAGUCCUGCCACGAUGCCAAGAUGACAGACAACACCAACAAGCUGUUGCUAGUGCACCCGUCUAACGGCUCGCUCAUCGUGUGUGGAAGCCUCUUCAAGGGCAUCUGCUCCCUGCGGAAACUCAGCAGCAUUGACCACCUGAUCUACUAUAACGACAGCAAGGGUGAAAAGGCUUAUGUGGUCAGCAGUGAGGAGACGGUGUCUGUAGUAGGAGUGAUGUCAACCUUCACCAAAGAAAAUGAUACAUUUGAUGUGUUUGUCGUGGGGAAAGGCUACGGAAGCCAGGGCAACAUGAAGCUUAUCAGCACCCGCAUCCUGCAGGACUUUGGCAAUUGGGAUGUGUUUGAGGACAUUGUUGAGGCUCCUGCUGUUCAGGUCACCCCAUUUGUCAAGAAGUACAGGCACAAUUUUCGCUACUCAUUCAAGGAAAGUGGCUUCAUCUACUUCCUCUUCACCCGCACAAGAGGGGAGCUACAUAACAAAAACUUUACCUUCAUCUCCCGCCUUUGUGAGGAUGAUCACCAUUACUAUUCCUACAUGGAACUGCAGCUCAGCUGUGGCCCCAACAACAUGUACAACAAGACACAGGCCACCUUUGUCUCCUCCCCUGGGGAGGAACUGGCCCGAAACCUGAGCGCAUCCGGUCAGUACGGCCAAGUGCGGUCGCAGGACAAGAUUCUGUUCGUAGUGUCCAGCACCGAUGAAGACAAGCCCCGUUCGGGGCUCUGCACGUACCCCCUGAGAUAUAUCAACCAACGAAUUAUGGAAAUCAUCAGUGCCUGCUAUACAAAAAAUGGGAAAAUUGGAAACAAAGUAGCUGUUGAUUCUCCGUACACAACCUCAGCAAAUCUAUUAUGUUCAGUAUCAGUCCGUCAAGACACGCUGACAAAGUACAAAUGUAGUGCCGAUUUCCUGCCUUCACCGCUGGCCAGCACACCAGGCUUUGCGCUGGCUGCCCAAGCUGUCCACACCACCAGAGGCCUGCUCAUGGCUGUCGCCGUUGCUGUGGAGGCUGAGCGCACGGUGGCCUUUCUGGGAACCAGCAAUGGGAAGGUGUACCACGUACACCUGUCCAGCACACCAGAGGUGUACCGAACUGUCCCUGGACCCAGCUCUGGUGAGGCAGUGAACAAACACCUGCUAUUCGACAGAAACCACAGGCAUCUGUACGUCACCACAGGAAAAAAGAUCUCAAUGGUACCAGUGGAGGAAUGUGAUAUGAUGAAGGACUGCAAGUCUUGCAUGGACCUCAAGGAUCCCUACUGUGGCUGGUGUGCCUUGGAGGGCAGGUAAGCACUCAGUUCACACCCAGUU